Messenger RNA from Anopheles marshallii, 2175 nucleotides. RefSeq names its product fatty acid CoA ligase Acsl3 (gene Acsl). The coding region runs from base 1 to 2175 and encodes 724 amino acids. The transcript has 8 exons. Lineage: Eukaryota; Metazoa; Arthropoda; Insecta; Diptera; Culicidae. Gene Ontology annotation, cellular component: endoplasmic reticulum; plasma membrane; lipid droplet. The record is from RefSeq and is a predicted model, not a curated record. Gene Ontology annotation, biological process: long-chain fatty acid metabolic process; neuron differentiation; long-chain fatty-acyl-CoA metabolic process. Gene Ontology annotation, molecular function: palmitoyl-CoA ligase activity.
AUGGAAAGCGCUUGGGUGCAGACGGCCAUCGGGGCGAUCAAGAUCAUCACGAUGGUGUACGAUAUCAUCACGAUGCCGAUCUAUCUGGCGAUCCAGCGGCCGUGGAAGCGCAAGCAGCUCGCCCGAAGGGUGAAGGUAAGAAUUAUCAAUCGUAUUCUAACGUUUGUUUGUUCUGCUUUCACACAGGCCAAGAUCAUUCAACAGGACACCACGUCGAUCAGUUACCGGUCAGUCGAUUCACCGGGCGAGAUGCACGUCAAGAUGCUGCAAAACAACAUCGACACGCUCGAGCGGAUGUUCAACUUCGUCACGAAGGUGCACACCACCAAGCGGUGCAUCGGCACGCGCCAAAUCCUCGGCGAGGAGGACGAGAUGCAACCGAACGGUCGGAUGUUCAAGAAGUUCCGCAUGGGCGAUUACGUGUGGCGCAACUUCAUCGAGACGGAGCAUGCGGCGGCUUGUUUCGGGCGCGGCUUGCGCGAACUUGGCCAGCAGCCAAAGCAGAACAUCGUCAUUUUUGCCGAAACGCGCGCAGAAUGGAUGAUUGCGGCGCACGGAUGCUUCAAACAGAACAUGCCGGUGGUAACGAUCUACGCAACGCUCGGUGACGAUGGUGUGGCGCACGGUAUCAACGAGACGGAAGUGACGACCGUGAUAACGUCCCACGAGCUGCUGCCAAAGUUUAAGAGCGUGCUGAACGUGACACCGAACGUGAAGAAGAUCAUCUUCAUGGAAGAUCAGCUGCAUCCGACCGAGACGACCGGAUUCAAGGAAGGCGUUGAGAUCAUUCCCUUCAGCAAGGUCAUCGAACAGGGCAACAAGAGCACGAUCGCUGGAUCCCCACCGUCUGCCGACGAUACCGCCAUCAUCAUGUACACAUCCGGCUCGACAGGUACGCCCAAGGGUGUGCUGCUAUCCCACGCAAACUGUAUCGGCACGAUGAAGAACUUCUGUGAUAUCUUCAAGAUUUAUCCGGAUGAUGUGUUGAUCGGGUUCCUACCGUUGGCCCACGUGUUCGAGCUGCUCGCGGAGAGUGUCUGUUUGCUCACUGGCGUACCGAUCGGCUACUCGACCCCACUUACACUGAUCGACUCGAGCAGCAAGGUGAUGAAGGGUUGCAAGGGUGACGCGUCAGUGCUACGACCGACCUGCAUGACUUCAGUACCGCUCAUCCUGGAUCGAAUUUCGAAAGGCAUCAACGACAAGGUAAACGCAGAAACCCCGAUGAAGAAAGCUUUCUUCAAGUUCGCCUACAACUACAAAUCGAAAUGGACGGCUCGGGGCUAUCAGACACCGCUUUUGGACAAGAUCAUCUUCAAAAAGAUCGCUAAGUUGCUCGGAGGUCGUAUUCGCAGUGUACUGUCUGGUGGUGCACCGCUUGCACCGGAUACUCACGAACAGAUUAAGCUGUGUCUGUGUGUUGACGUGAUCCAGGGUUACGGAUUGACAGAAACUACAGCCGGAGCGGCUGUAAUGGACAAAUGGGACAUGGAGUAUAGCCGCGUUGGUGCACCGUCGUCGAGUAAUGACAUUCGGUUGAUUAACUGGGAGGAGGGUAACUAUCGCGUCACGAACAAACCGUUCCCGCAGGGCGAGAUCGUUGUCGGUGGUACUACCGUCUCGAAGGGUUACUACAAGCUGCCCGGCAAAACGCAGGAAGACUUCUUCGAGGAGGACGGUCAGCGAUGGUUCCGUACCGGUGACGUGGGCGAAGUCCAUCCCGAUGGUGCGCUUAAGAUUAUCGAUCGUAAGAAGGACCUGGUGAAGCUGCAGGCCGGCGAAUAUGUGUCGUUGGGUAAGGUCGAAUCGGAGCUGAAAACCUGCCCGGUGGUGGAAAAUAUCUGCGUGUACGGCGACUCGACGAAGCAGUUCACCGUUGCGCUGGUUGUGCCGAAUCCGAAGCAUCUGGAAGAGAUCGCCGAGCGGUUGGAAAUUCGUGGUGUCGAGUUUGAGGCUCUGUGCGAUAACAAGAAGGUCGAAAAGGCCGUCCUACAGGAGUUGGCUGAACAUGGCCGUAAAUGCAAACUGCAUCGUAGCGAAAUUCCCGCCGCCGUACAUCUAUGCAAGGACAUCUGGACGCCCGACAUGGGCCUGGUGACGGCUGCCUUCAAGCUGAAGCGCAAAGACAUUCAGGAGCGAUAUCAGACGGAAAUCAACAAGAUGUACGCAUCGUAG